This is a messenger RNA of Symbiodinium natans, 390 nucleotides long. Lineage: Eukaryota; Dinophyceae; Suessiales; Symbiodiniaceae. The record is from the annotation of a GenBank genome assembly.
AUGGCCCGUAUCCCGGAUGUCAAUCACCUGCAUAGCGUCAAGAUUGACAAUAUCAGCUGCUCACAAGAUGAAGUAAUCUCAGUCAAAGAGGAGCUCAGGGAAAAGUUCUCCAAGUUUGGAGAGAUUGGAGAUGUGUAUAUACCAAGAGACAGGAAUUUUGCGUUUGUGCGGUACCUGGAGAAGAGUGACGCUCAAGACGCUGUUGAUGCAAUGGAUGGGAAGGACAUAAUGGGCAUGGAGGUCAGCGUGUCUCUGUCCAUGCAGGCCAAGAAAACAGCAGAGGAGUUACCUGAUAAGGGUCGAAGAGCAGGCCGCAGAUCACGCAAGCAACCGAGGAACCGCAGCAUGGGAUGUCGAAGGAUUAAGACUUGGCUUGGUGAGCCGCAAUAA